CCGGGUCACAAACAAUCCUUUUCCGGUUUUGUAAAACAACAGUGAAACACGACGUAAACAAACCGGGAGAGUCGCGUCGUGGCGGCGGGUUUUGUUGACGGUUGUUCGCGGGACUGCUGCGCGGAGGGAUGCACCGUUAGCGCGGCUUGGCUCGGCUCGGUUCGGUUCGGGUGGCCGACUAACCGUCGGCGUUACCAUGGUGAAGUGUGUCGUCUCCGGGUGUCAGAGCCGCGUGACCUCCGUUAACCGGGGGAUCUCCAACCGGACACAGAAACGGUUCUUCUGCUUCCCGGGAGACACCGCGAGGGCCAAGGUGUGGCUGGCGGCGCUGAGGGAGACGGACAAGCAGGACUCGACCGAGCAGCACUGGAUCUGUGAGGACCACUUCCUGCCGGAGGACAUCACGUCCGCCGGCGUCAAUAGCGACGCCAUCCCCAUCAUGCCCCCCUACCUGGACGGGCCCAUGGGCCUGGUCAGCCCCUGGGGGGCCCAGUCGUCCGAGGAGGACGAUCAGUGGGCCCCCGGCGAUGACGAUGAUGAUGAUUACGAUGAAGGUGGAUUCGCUGCUCCUGUUGUAGCGGAGCCUCCACAGCAGAGGCAACCGGAGGCGCUUCGACCUUCGGUUUCACUUUCUGAGUUUCAGAAUCCAGCCGCCAGGCCGACCUCAGAAGCUGCUACGACCGACGUAAAUGUUCUUGAGAAGAAGAUCCAUAGCAAAAGGAUCGAUGUGUCGCUGUGGAUGCUGACUCAGCGUUUCCUGGAGCUGCUGCUGGCGUCUCCGGACGGCUCCGUGGACCUCCGCCACGUCACCGCCGUGCUGCAGACCCGCCGCCGCCGGGUCUAUGACAUCACCAACGUGCUGGAGGGAAUCAGCCUCAUCAAGAAGAAGUCUGCCAACAAGUUCAAGUGGAUAGGCAGCUGUCACAUCUCCAGCUUCCUGAGGACCCACCAGCAGAAGUUCCAGAGGGAGCUGGACAACCUGAAGCUGGUGGAGGACACGCUGGACUCGCUCAUCAAGACCUGCGCCCAGCAGCUCUUCGGCAUGACCGACGACGAGCAAAACGCUGAGGCGGCCUACGUGACCCACGAGGACGUCGGCCGGCUCGCUGCCUUCCAGGAGCAGACGGUGCUCGUGGUCAAAGCGCCGGAGGAAACCAAGCUGGAGGUCCCGCCCCCCAAAGAGGAUAACAUCCAGAUCCACCUGAAGGGGGGGAGGGGUCCCAUCACGGUUCUGACCUGUGACAUCGACACGUCUUCGGCAGAGACGAACCGCUGCUUCUUGACGCUGGAGGAGAGUCGCAUCGAGACCACGCCGCUGCUCCCAGCGUCCGGCAGUCCGCUGAGCGCGGUGCAGAGCGCGUAGCCACCAGACGGCCACCAGGAGGCGCCGGCCGUCCACCGAGGCUGAAUCAACCCACGGGAGCCUGAAGGCAUCGUCUGUGGGCACCAGGGGGCGCCGCCCCCACGUGGUGCCGCGUUUCAAAAUGUACAAGCAGCUGAGAACAUCGGAUCAACGAGGAUAUUUAACCGUUUAAUUUUCACCGCUGUAGAGUUUUCUUUUUACUGAAGGAGGUCAGAAGAGGAUGAAGGGACGUUUUGGUAGUUUUAUUUUUGUAUGAGAGGAGAGAAUGACCUCAUGUGUGCCUCUAUGUUUUAUAGCUUUCUUUGCUGUACAAUAUUUGACUGUCUCGGUUUCUUUCUAAAGGAGAAAUUACUGAUGCUGUAAUCAAUAAAUAAAAUGAAUCUUGGAAGAGAAUGAAGCUCAUUUUUAAGCCUUCAAAGUCCCAUUUUAACCUUCUGACAACAAAAAAACCAAACUAUCCAAUAAUUGAUGUCGAUGGUUUUGUGUCCCAGCGGCUCGAGGACAUUAUUCAACGUCCCUAAGCUUUGCUUUGCUUUGCUUCUUUAUAUGACUCUUUUUAUUGGAUGAUUGCAUGAGUGUUGUUAUGUCUUUAAGGCGUUCAUUUGUUUGUUGAUUUAUGAAAGCUGAAUGAUUGUUCACAGGAAGCAGCGUAGUUGGGUUUGUGGAGUGUAACGAGCCUUUUUGACGCCUCGACCUGCUGCUUUUAUGUAUUUAUGUUGAAUUAAAAGAUGACAAAUGGAUGCUUC
This is a messenger RNA of Pungitius pungitius (ninespine stickleback), 2109 nucleotides long. RefSeq names its product E2F transcription factor 6 (gene e2f6). Bases 197 to 1363 code for a protein of 388 amino acids. Gene Ontology annotation, cellular component: RNA polymerase II transcription regulator complex. The transcript is spliced from 9 exons. Lineage: Eukaryota; Metazoa; Chordata; Actinopteri; Perciformes; Gasterosteidae. The record is from RefSeq and is a predicted model, not a curated record. Gene Ontology annotation, molecular function: protein dimerization activity; DNA-binding transcription factor activity, RNA polymerase II-specific; RNA polymerase II cis-regulatory region sequence-specific DNA binding. Gene Ontology annotation, biological process: regulation of transcription by RNA polymerase II.